CCCCCUUGGCGUUUCCGCUCUCUAAAUGCCCAUUCUGUGUGGGUUCCUGAUUCUCUGUGGGUUCUUUCCUGCAGAGGACAAUUCUCUUCCUGUUCCAGCCUAAGCCUGGGGGGCUGAGCCCAGGGCUUCAGUGGUUUGUGCCCUAGCCUCAUGGGUGGAAUGCGUCUGCCACCCCCAGGCUAGACGAGGGGGCUAAGGGUCAGGGUGGGCAUUUGUUGCACCCCUUUUCGACCUUUGUAGGCCUGAGUUGGGUGAGGGGCUGGACAAUGAGCCUCCUCUUCCUUAAAAGAAGGAAUUUUGGUGGAGACAAUAGGGCCCUGUCUGCUCUGGCAUGGGGGGCGGUGGCUGACUCAACUCUGCCCCCCACCCCCAGGCCCUAACAAAUGUCAUCAUCAAAUGGGGGCAAUUUCCCCUUAGUGCCAUGGGCUUCCCACCCCCCCCCCCUUGUCCCUUUGUGACGAUUUGCCCUCCUUUCUUUCCUCAUUGAAUCUUGCCUCUUCUCCCAUGACCUGACCCUGCUUUUCUCUGCCAGCUCUCUCUCCCUGUUCCUCAGUUCUCCCCGAGUCUGUGUUGGGUUGAGGGGUGUGUCAAGAGCCAGGGGUACUGGUGGUGUUACAGAGCUGGUAGCCUCUGCUGAUCUGGGGAGUCCAGAAAUAAGGGGGUUCGUAGAGUUUGGAAUUUACUUCUAGGGGGCCCUUUGCUGGGGUGGUGGUGAAGGUAGUGGGACUUAGACCCAUGGAGCUGAUCAAGCAGGAGCUGUGAAGGAGGCUUGUGGGAGGGGGCAGGGAUGGGAGGAUUCUGUCUGGCCCAGCCCCUCCUCUCCUUUCCAGCCUGCCCAACCCGCCCACCAGUCUGAGCUGCUGUUGCUGAGGCUGGUCUGCUGGAAGUCUCCGGGAGAGAGGGAAAGACAGCCUGCAGUUUGGAGUCAAGGAGAAUCAUGGGGUCCAGGGAUGAACCGUGCAGUCUCUUAGGCGGACUCUCCUUCCUCCUGCUACUGAUGUCAGUCCAGGGGGCCAAGGGUGGAUCCCUCAAAGAGAGCCAGGGGGUCUGCUCCAAGCAGAUGCUCGUGGUCCCCCUCCAUUACAACGAGUCCUACAGCCAACCAGUGUAUAAGCCCUACCUGACCAUGUGUGAUGGAAGACGCAUCUGCAGCACCUACAGGACCACAUACCGUGUGGCGUGGAGGGAGGUGAGGAGGGAGGUGCCGCAGACCCACGUCGUGUGCUGCCAGGGCUGGAAGAAGCGGCAUCCAGGGGCCCUCACCUGUGAUGCCAUUUGUGCCAAGCCGUGUCAGAACCGAGGCGUCUGCGUUAGGCCAGAGCAGUGCGAGUGCGCCCCAGGCUGGGGUGGGAAGCACUGUCAUGUGGACGUGGAUGAAUGUAGGACUGGUGUUGCCCUCUGCUCGCACCGUUGCCUCAAUACCGCAGGCAGCUUCACUUGUGGCUGUCCUCAAGGCCUGGUGCUGGGUCUGGACAGGCGCACCUGCACAGAGGGCGCCCCGGAGCCCCCAACUGGUGCCAACAUCCUCAGUGUGGCAGUUCGGGAAGCAGAACAAGAUGAGCGUGCCCUGAGACAGGAGAUUUGGGAGCUUCAAGGGCGCCUGGAGCGGCUGGAGCAGUGGGCAGGUCAGGCCGGGGCCUGGGUCCGAGCCAUGCUGCCCAUGCCACCUGAAGAGCUACAGCCGGAACAGGUGGCAGAGCUAUGGGGCCGUGGCGACAGGAUCGAGUCUCUCAGCGACCAAGUGCUGCUGCUGGAGGAGAGGCUAGGUGCCUGUAAGUCCUCAUGCCCUUCUCUGCUUGAAUCCCCAUCCCCAAUAGCUGCCCCCAGCUCUCCUGGACACCCUUCCCUGGUUCACUUUUCUCUUUUCCCCAAACCCUUCCCCAACACUCAGUCUCCGCAUACUCCUCAGAUACCCAUAUUUCACCCCUUCUUCUGGUACCCUGUCCCCAGUCCACUUAUUGUUGGGUGAGAGUGUCUCCAGUGCCCUGGCAGCCCCAGAAGUCCACAGCCAAUGUGUCUGCCUCCUUGUCAUUCACCAGGCUCCUGUGAGGACAACAGCCUGGGCCCGGGCCUCAAUCUCAAUCGGCGGCCAAUAAGGAACCCCUCCAGAGCCCCUGCCCCCUAAUUUAUACA
Messenger RNA from Panthera uncia (snow leopard), 2133 nucleotides. RefSeq names its product EGF like domain multiple 8 (gene EGFL8). Gene Ontology annotation, molecular function: signaling receptor binding; calcium ion binding. NCBI's taxonomy places the organism in Eukaryota, Metazoa, Chordata, Mammalia, Carnivora, Felidae. The transcript has 8 exons. Bases 938 to 1969 code for a protein of 343 amino acids. Gene Ontology annotation, cellular component: extracellular region; cell surface. The record is from RefSeq and is a predicted model, not a curated record. Gene Ontology annotation, biological process: anatomical structure development.